AUGUCCCAUCCGUUACCUGCAUCCCUUCGAGCAGCCUGCGCUCAUCCGGACUCACUAUUCACCCUUCCAGAAGAGGAUCUCCUGCGCCUGGUAUAUAAGGAGUUUCCCCAAGAGAUCGACCGUCUCAAGAGAGCAUACUCCGUUCGGCCCGUAAACCGGACGCUCGUAGCACUCCUGACGCUACGAUGGAUUCACACAGGACAAUAUGAGAUCUUCGUUGGUUCCCAGCCUCCAGAGCUCCGCUUAUCGAGCUCCUCAUUCGAUUGGAUCCGGAAAUUCUACGCCCAAGUCAUCAAGAGCCCUAACGAUCUCUACAUCCUCAUCACCUCCGUCGUCAUUAAUGAUCUAGGCAAGGAUCCGCAGCUCGCAUCGGACUGCCGCGACCUAACGGGGAAAGACAUCUCUACUCUCAACCACGACGCCAUCCUCCUCAACGCCUGCACGACCGCACAGAGCCUCGUCCCAGCGCUGGCUCGCUUCUCCGCCCCGCAAGACAGGGACAAGCUCAUCAGGGGGAUCAAAAUUGGCGCAUCAUUCAACUUUGGCCAGCUGGCACAGGCAGAAAAUGCUCCCGCCUGCCUAUCCGUUUUUCAGAUGAUGGAGGCUCCUCACCACCGCCACAGCUUCCAGCUCCGCUUCAUGGAGCAGCUACUUGAUGUUGCUGGCACGGCAGGUCACCUGGACUGGACCUGUGCGAAGACUCUCAUCCAGCCGGUUUUUAACGCGUAUUGUGAUGUCUACGAUGCCUGCGAGGGCGUCAUGGCUGGCACACUCGAUGUGCGCAGUGGAUAUGACCUUGUCUUGGCUCGACGGGCAGAUCGGCUCCAUAGCACGGGAUUCCGGCUGCUUCAUGUGGAGGAGGAUAGAGAAGACCGUGCCCUGAUGCGGGUGUUAUGCAUGGGGAGCGUGACGUCGCUGGACACCGCGCGGCGCUAUGAAGCCGCAUGGAGGACUCUCGGCAACGCGACCCGGGAGGCGCUGGUAAACGAUCUUAAUAUUGUUGGCUCGAAGGAUGCGCCAGCCGUCCAGCCGACUUACAUGCCGGCAUUGCUUUGCAGCGUCCACGAUGACCAGCGAGCGUUGACAUGUGCAUUGGGGUAUCUUGCUCGGGUCAUGGGUGCGACGAAGAAUCUGACCAACUCCACACCGGUGGUUAUUGAGAGGAGUGUCUUGGGCGUGCUGAAGCAGUACAUUGAGAACGAAGAUUUUGGCCCUACUGUUCUGGAAAGGGUUGAUGUACCAGAUGCUGCGGUUGCUCUGUAA
Molecule: messenger RNA, 1263 nt
Organism: Aspergillus novofumigatus IBT 16806
Lineage: Eukaryota; Fungi; Ascomycota; Eurotiomycetes; Eurotiales; Aspergillaceae
Exons: 2
Coding region: 1-1263 (420 amino acids)
Source: RefSeq, a predicted model, not a curated record